This is a messenger RNA of Neoarius graeffei (lesser salmon catfish), 4775 nucleotides long. It is a transcript of the gene atp8b5a, whose product is annotated as ATPase phospholipid transporting 8B5a. The record is from RefSeq and is a predicted model, not a curated record. Gene Ontology annotation, biological process: phospholipid translocation; Golgi organization. NCBI's taxonomy places the organism in Eukaryota, Metazoa, Chordata, Actinopteri, Siluriformes, Ariidae. The transcript has 29 exons. Bases 315 to 3887 code for a protein of 1190 amino acids. Gene Ontology annotation, molecular function: ATPase-coupled intramembrane lipid carrier activity; ATP binding; ATP hydrolysis activity. Gene Ontology annotation, cellular component: plasma membrane.
AAGUCUGAACAAAGACUCAUACAGAGGGAAAAAGAACGAGUUGGGAAUCUGAGAAAGGGUCAAAGACGAGAGAGAGAGAGAGAGAGAGAGAGAGUAUUACAACUUCAGAAGACAUAGCAAAGGUCAAAAGAAAGAACAAGAAGAGGAGUCUGUGUGUGUGACGAGAGACAUCAGGACGAGAGACGGGGAGAGAGAGAGAGAGAGAGAGAGAGAGACUUUCACUGCCUCUGAGUGGAAUUACAGAUUGCUGGACGUCUCGUCACAACCACACACACACACACCGACAGAUGAUGGACUAAUCGUUCUCCACAGUCAUGUCGUUCUUUGGCCUUGACUGUGUGAAAAAGAAAGAGAAAGAGACAGAGAGAAAGAUUCAGGCAAAUAACAGGGAAUACAACCUCUCCUUCAGAUAUGCGACUAAUGGGAUUAAAACCUCAAAGUACAACGUGCUGACCUUCCUCCCCCUCAACCUGUUCGAGCAGUUCCAGAGGAUCGCUAACGCCUACUUCCUCUGCCUGCUUGUGCUCCAGGUGAUCCCUGCCAUCUCUUCUCUCUCCUGGUUCACCACAGUUGUGCCCCUCGCCCUGGUGCUGACUGUCACUGCUGUCAAAGAUGCCAUCGAUGAUAUACAUCGGCACAAGAGUGACCGGCAGGUGAACAACCGUAAGGCCGAGGUGCUGAUCAACGGAAAGCUCAGAAGUGAGAAAUGGAUGAAUAUUCAAGUUGGUGACAUCGUCAAGCUGGAGAACAACCAGUUUGUCACAGCUGAUCUCCUCCUCUUGUCGAGCAGCGAGCCCCUGAACCUGGUUUAUAUUGAGACCGCUGAGCUGGAUGGGGAGACCAAUCUGAAGGUAAAGCAGGCUCUGACAGUAACAGGAGAAAUGGGAGGAAGUGUUGAGGCCCUGGCUGCAUUUACAGGAGAAGUGUGCUGUGAACCCCCUAAUAACCGUUUGGACAGUUUUUUGGGGACAUUGGUGUGGAAGGGACACAAACACCCGCUGGACAAUCAGUCUGUGCUGCUGAGGGGCUGUACUCUCCGAAACACAGACUGGUGCUUCGGCUUGGUGCUGUUCGCUGGUCCUGACACUAAGCUGAUGCAGAAUUGUGGGAAAUCCAGUUUCAAGAGGACGAGUAUCGACCGCCUGAUGAAUGUUCUUGUGCUGUUUAUCUUCGGGUUCUUGGUGUUGAUGUGUGUGAUCCUGGCAGUGGGUCACGGUAUCUGGGAACACUAUGAGGCCAGUUACACCUCCUACAUCCCCCGAGAGGGGGACAGGGGUUCUGUCUUCUCUGCCUUCCUCACCUUCUGGUCCUACAUCAUCAUCCUCAACACUGUGGUGCCCAUAUCACUCUACGUCAGUAUGGAGGUGAUCCGUCUGGGGAACAGUUACUACAUUAACUGGGACAGACUGAUGUAUGAUCAGCACAGCGACACACCAGCAGAGGCUCGGACCACCACGCUGAACGAAGAGCUCGGACAGAUCAACUACAUCUUCUCUGAUAAAACCGGCACGCUCACGCAGAACAUCAUGAACUUCACCAAGUGUUCCAUCGGCGGCAAGACUUACGGAGAUGUGAUUGACCACUACACAGGACAAAGGAUCGAGAUCUCAGAGGACACGCUUCCUGUGGAUUUCUCCUUUAACGAUCUUGCUGAUGUGAAGUUCCAGUACUACGACGCUGCUCUGUUGGAGGCAGUGAAGCUCGGCACUCCACAAGUUUGCAGUUUCUUCAGACUGCUUGCUCUGUGCCACACCGUCAUGCCUGAUGAGACCAACAAUGAGUUGGUGUAUCAGGCUCAGUCUCCAGACGAGGGCGCCCUGGUGACGGCGGCACGUAAUUUUGGCUUUGUAUUUCGUUCGCGCUCUCCGGAGUCGCUGUGUGUGGUGGAGAUGGGUGAACCACGCUGCUACGAGCUGCUCGCUAUCCUCGACUUCAACAACGUCCGCAAGAGGAUGUCUGUCAUCGUGCGGAGUCCAGAGGGACGGCUCUCACUCUACUGUAAAGGAGCAGACACCAUCGUUUAUGAGCGACUGCAUACGUCCUGCAGCAAACUGAUGGAGGUCACCACAGAACACCUGAACGAAUUUGCCGGAGAGGGUCUGCGCACACUGGUCUUGGCCUAUAAGGAUUUGGAUGAGCAGUAUUUCUCUGAGUGGAAACAGCGCCACCAUGAGGCGAGCACAGCACUGGAGCAACAGGAAGAAAAACUCAAUGAACUGUAUGAGGAGAUCGAAAGAGACCUGCAGUUAAUCGGAGCCACAGCGAUAGAGGACAAGCUCCAGGAUGGUGUGGCACAGACCAUCGAGCAGCUGGCGAAGGCUGACAUCAAGAUCUGGGUGCUGACAGGAGAUAAACAAGAAACUGCAGAGAACAUUGGCUACUCCUGUAACCUGCUGCGAGAGGAGAUGACCGAUGUCUUCAUCGUCUCUGCAAACUCACAUGAGGAAGUGAGGAAGGAACUCAGAGAAGCUCGGAUGAAGAUGCGUCCAGAAUCAGGUGAAGAUGCAUCUUUCAUCUCAGAUAGCAUUCUGGGUAAUGAGCCUAAAGUGGUGCAUGACGAGUUUGUUAGUGGCGAUUACGGCCUGGUCAUCAACGGCCAUAGCCUGGCGUACGCUCUGGAGCACAGUAUGGAGCUGGAGUUCCUGCGUACGGCGUGUAUGUGUAAGACGGUGAUCUGCUGUCGGGUCACUCCUCUUCAGAAAGCUCAGGUGGUGGAGCUCGUUAAGAAAUACAAGCAGGCCGUCACUCUGGCUAUCGGAGACGGCGCUAAUGACGUCAGCAUGAUUAAGGCGGCUCAUAUCGGUGUGGGGAUCAGUGGGCAGGAGGGCAUGCAGGCUGUUCUCUCUAGCGAUUUCUCCUUUGCCCAGUUCCGUUACCUGCAGCGCCUCCUGCUGGUGCAUGGUCGCUGGUCGUACCUGCGCAUGUGCAAGUUCCUCAGCUACUUCUUUUACAAGAACUUCACCUUCACCUUCGUGCACUUCUGGUACGCCUUCUUCUGUGGGUUCUCUGCCCAGACGGUGUAUGACCAAGCCUUCAUCGCUCUCUAUAACCUAAUGUACACAGCACUCCCGGUUUUGGGCAUGGGUCUUUUUGACCAGGAUGUGAACGACAACUGGGGUCUGGAGUACCCUCAGCUUUACGGGCCGGGUCAACUGGGUGUGUAUUUUAACAAGGGGAUCUUUUUGAAGUGUGCCCUCCACAGCUGCUACAGCUCCCUGGUGCUGUUCUUUGUGCCCUACCUUGCCCUGUAUACCACCGCUGACUACCAGUCCUUUGCCCUGCUCACGCAGACGUGCCUCAUCAUCACCGUGUGUGUUCAGUUGGGUUUGGAUCUGUCGUACUGGACAGCGGUGAAUCACCUGUUUGUGUGGGGGAGUUUGGGGAUGUAUUUCCUCGUCACCUUUGCGAUGCAGAGUGACGGACUGCACCAACUCCGGCCGAGCUCCUUCACCUUCAUCGGCACUGCACGAAACACUCUGGAUCGUCUCACCAUCUGGUUCACGAUCGUUCUGACGGUGGUAUUGUGUGUGCUCCCAGUGCUCGUUCACCGCUUCCUGUACAGCCAACUCAGGCCCACUAUCAAUGACAAGGUGAGGUUUUUGGUGCACCAGAUGAAGGUCCAGCCUCCUCCUCCUCGCCGUCGCACCAGGAUCCGCCGCUCUAGCACUCGCCGCUCAAGCUACGCCUUCUCUCACACUCAGGGCUACGGCGACCUCGUCACCUCUAAACGGUUCCUACGCCGACAGGCCCCAGCCCGAGCCGCAGGAUUCACGCCUACAGGCCGCACAGCCCGGUUCAGCCCGACCGGGAAACAGCAGAACUCUAAACAGGAGGCGGAACCUACACAGCUCCAGCUCUAUCGGGUUGUAAAAGACUCUGCGUUCUAGAAAAGGUGAUGGACAUGGAGACCAAAAAUUAGGAGUGGGUUCUAACACAGGAACAUCAGGGACCCUAAUGAGGCAUGGGUUCUAGUGCAAAAAAAAACAAAAACAUGGUUUAAAGUGGUUUGGUGUGAGUCCCAAAACCAGUAUUUGGUGCUUGUUUCAGAAAUUAGAAAUGAUGGUGGAGGUUCGAGAACCCUAAUGAGCCAUCCAAUGCUCCACCUUUUCAGAAUAUUAUGUAAGGGAAGGACUUAGUUCAAGAAUCUAUAUUAGACAUUAGUUCCAGAAUCAAAACUGGGAGCAAAAUAAGAUGCAAGGUUUUGAAACUGCAGAAGUACAGUGCAGUCCAAAAUUCCCCUUUUUAGGGGUGGGGCUUAAAUGGCAAAAAUGAGUUCGAGGAAGAAAUUGAGAAGUGGACUGCAUCGGGUUCAAAACCCAAAACUGAUGGCAAAGUUCGAAUAAAAUUAGGAGCAGGUUCUAGAUUCCAAAUUUGGCAGAGGUUCUAAUCCCAAAAUCAGAAGUUGGUUUUAAAACCAAUAAUGGAUCCAAUAAAUGACAUCAGGUCUGACAAAGGAAAGAAAAGCAAGAGUUCUAGAGCCAUGUUUAGGUGCAAAAAGACAAGCUGGUUCUAAAACAACAGUUGGCAGCAGAAUCUGAAAUCACUUCAGGAUCUAGAAUUAGAGUUAUCACUGGGUUCUCGAGGCAACGUUAAACAUUUAGUUUUACAGCAUUUGUGAGACGAGAGCAGGGUUUUGGAGCAGUGUUUACAUGGUCCUGCUGUUCUACAGAACACAAAAAGGAUGCCCACACACACUAAAGAGAACCAGAUGUUCGCUAAAUGUACGAAAAUGUAUGGCAAUGUUUAGGUGUAAAUAUAAAGUACUGAUAUAUUAA